CAGAAUAAGCAAGUCAUGAGAGCCUGUAGUUAUUCAACCUUACUUGAUUUUAUUGUACUCUGUAAUUACUCACUUUUAUUUAACUAAGAGUCCAACUGAAGUUACAUCUCUGCCCCUUGAGCACUGUCUAUAAAUUGGCAUCAACUCUGAGCGAGUAUUGUGGAAAGAAAGCAAAGAAUGAAAAAGAAAAGCGUUAGCACGGCAGCCGUCUUCUUCUCUUUCUUGUUAACCCUCGCAUAUGCAGGCAGACCUGCCCCUGCCACUGCUCCUGGCUCUGCAUCUUGCUUUGAUGUUUCAAGCAAUAUUCAAAAUGAGGUUUUGGAAGAGAAGGACACUUGUGAAGGCAUGGGCAAAGAAGAGUGCUUGAUGAGAAGAACACUUGCAGCCCACAUAGACUAUAUCUACACACAGAAGAAGCAAAAGCCGUGAACAAUGAAAAUCCAAUUGUCACUUGUUUCAGUUUCAGGAAAUUUCAUACUAUAAACCAGUGUGUAAUAAGUUUUUCUAGUGACAUAAUCUUCAGAUUGGAAACUUGGAAAUGUAAUCUUUCAUGAUGCAUUAGCUAA
This is a messenger RNA of Arachis ipaensis, 566 nucleotides long. The record is from RefSeq and is a predicted model, not a curated record. NCBI's taxonomy places the organism in Eukaryota, Viridiplantae, Streptophyta, Magnoliopsida, Fabales, Fabaceae.